UAUAAGUAAAUUGUAUAACCCCUGAGUUCAAUGCCCUUUGGGAUUUAGGUGCCACAGAAAUGGCAACGGUGGCGAACCGGGUGGCACGACAGGCCUUUUUAAAGGCUAAAACUGUUCAAAAUUCCACUCAGGCAAAUUUCAACACUUUUAAUGAGUCUUCAAAGGGAGUAAAAAUUAUUGGUUUACUUGCUGGUGCCACUGCUGCAGUAGGUGGGGUGGGAACCUUCAUAGCUCUCAAGGGAGCUGUCCAUGCUUCAGAUGCCCCUCAUGUGCACCCACCAGCAUUCCCCUGGUAUCAUGGAGGAUACUUCACAGAGCUUGACAAGAAAAGUGUAAGGAGGGGCUACCAGGUAUACAAACAGGUAUGCUCAGCCUGUCACAGUGUGUCACAAGUCCGAUUCCGGGAAAUGGUAGGGGUCAUCUUCACUGAGGCAGAGGCUAAGGCAGAGGCUGCUGAGUAUACAAUUAUUGAUGGCUAUGAUGAGAACAGCCAGCCAGUUAAACGUCCAGGAAAAAUAUUUGAUUCCAUACCGAGUCCCUAUGACAACAAGAUUCAGGCGGAGAAUGCUAACAAUGGAGUGGCUCCCCCUGAUCUGUCGUAUGUCGUCUUGGGAAGAGAGGGUGGAGAGGACUACAUUUUCUCCCUACUGACCGGCUACUGUGACCCUCCAUCCGGAGUUAAUCUUCCUGAAGGGGUCUACUACAAUCCUUACUUCCCUGGAGGAUUAAUUGCCAUGGCUCAAGCCCUCUAUAAUGAAAUCAUCGAAUAUGAUGAUGGUACCCCUGCCACACAGAGUCAGCUGGCUAAGGACGUGGUGACCUUCCUCACUUGGGCUGGGGAUCCGUAUUUUGAUACAAAGAAGCAGAUGGAAUUGAAGAUUUAUUCCCUGCUCUUACUUCUGGGUAUAGGAUCUUACUACUACAAGAGAAGAAUCUGGUCCUCACUUAAACAUAAAAUCAUCGUCAAGAAUUACAGUAAGCCCAGCAAGACAGUACUGAGGUCGAUAAAACCAGGCUCUCCUAAAGGGGGUCCAAAGUCUUAACGAGUACGGCAUAUUUAUUAGCGACCAAUUGUAUAGUGACACUGGACAUCUGAGAAAAAGACUUGAGGGACAAGAAUAUUAAUGAAGAGAAAAUCUUGAGUUCUGGAAGAAGGUUUUGGCUUGAAUGUUUCCAAUGUGUUAUUUCUAAGAAGAAAAAUAAAUUUUUAAAUGUU
Molecule: messenger RNA, 1216 nt
Organism: Ostrea edulis (European flat oyster)
Lineage: Eukaryota; Metazoa; Mollusca; Bivalvia; Ostreida; Ostreidae
Product: cytochrome c1, heme protein, mitochondrial
Exons: 8
Coding region: 60-1043 (327 amino acids)
Biological process (GO): mitochondrial electron transport, ubiquinol to cytochrome c
Molecular function (GO): electron transfer activity; heme binding
Source: RefSeq, a predicted model, not a curated record